AUGGACCCAAAGCCUGCACAAGUCCAAGCUGAGGAGGUGUGGGUCACGUUGUCAGCACAAGGACAGCAUUCCACACAUGCGCUAUUCCCAACUGAAGCUGGACAAGUGACAAUCUCUGUAAAGUGUCCUCUCCACUUUGUUGACUUCUUUGGAUUAUUCACAAACAGCCAUUUGGUUACAAAAAGAAAAAGAAAAAUGACUGAGAUCGCGGCUGAACCUGCCCCUACGGAAGUGGAGAAAAGUUCAGAAAAAAUUGAUAUGUCUUUAGAUGACAUUAUUGAAUUGAAUAAAAGGGAAACCGACCCUGCAACAAACACAUUAGUGAUGACGAAAGAACAGCAGAAAAGGCAACAGAAUUUAGAUUUUCAUAAGCUGCAAUAUCAUUUUGGAAGAAGAGUGCAGCAAAAUGUACAAGGAUCCAAUAGACUAAGGAGAAGUACUUCUGAAUUGCAAGGGUACAGCAGAGUUAAUCGACGUUGGCUGACACAAGGUAAAAAUAUCACAUCAAGAUCAGGUGGAAGAAGACCUAUUGUUGCAGCAAAAGGAGUGAGCCCUUUGAAUCGUAAAGCCAGUUUUUGCAUGGAUUCACAACAAAUUGCACCCAUUAAGAAAGGAAUUCAAUGGAUUAUGCGGAGAAGAGCGCAGCAGGCCCAGAAGAGGUUCAGGCUAAGAAGACAGGGACCUCAAAUUCCAAAAAGAAGGAAUAUGUUCCAGAAUAGAGGGCCAAGGCAGCAGACGAAACAAACACAGAAGCAACAACGACAAGCCAUAAUCAAAAUUAACAGAGGGUUUCCAUCACUGGGUGUAAGAGAUGGGCAGAAGAAGCAAAGAACUAGGAUGUGGCGACAGCAAUCCACUUCCAGCUCCAUCCUAACAGUAUCCGUGCCUAACCAGCAAGCAGUUCAGAAACGAAGAAUCCAACACCCAUCUUUGAAUGAAAGAGAAAGGAUGGCAACUAAAGCAAUGAGGAAUCAACCAAAAGGAGUUUAUCUGGGGUUCAACUUUAAGAGUAUAGCCAACCAGACAAAUAUGACCCUGAAUGAUCGUUUCUCAUCCAUGAAAAUUUGUCGGCGUUCUGCAGAAUCAAGACGAGGAGGCAGAACUGUCACUCUGGGUUAAUGUUUGCCUUAGCUGCUUUGCUUAUGGUUUCUAGUGAAAAUAUUUUUUAAAAAGGACAAUCUAUUUAUUAUUAGUGAUGUUUUAAAAUAAGCUAUUUAAUGUGCAAUGUAUUUAAAUGCACACAAACCAUCUCAAAUGGUCUCAGUGCACAUUGCUUUUACUUUUUUUAUAAAACAAAUGUGCAGGCUACUCCUCUUAACUCAGUUGUUCUUGCUCAAUUUAUCCAACUGUUUAAAAUAAGCAAUUGAAAUAAACCAGCGUAAGAGAAAUUUCUUGCAGUAAAAUUGAAUUGAAAUAGGAGGAAUAAAUUGUAUCUUGAUGUGAAAGACAGAGUAUGGAGUCUUGUAAGUGUAAUUCAUUGCCAUGGAGCGCAGUGGAGGCCGGGACGUUGAAUGUCUUCAAGGCUGAGAUUGAUAAAUUCUUGAUCUCACAAGGAAUUAAUGGCUACAGGGAGAGUGCAGGGAAGUGGAGUUGAAAUGCCCAUCAGCCAUGAUUAAAUGGCGGAGUGGACUCAAUGGGCCUUACUUCCACUCCUCUGUCUCAUGGUCUUAUGGUAAUGUAAAAAUGACUCUCAAAGCCAGAAGAUUGACUCUGUGUUAAUGGGGAGUGAACAUCCAGCUAUAACAAUGCAUUUGACAGUCAAAGAAUUAAGGUUUUAUAGUAUUGGAAGGGGUCAAGUACAAAGAGAAGGUUAUUUCAAGCAUUUAUUAAUGAUUGGGCCUCAGUCAGUUCCACAGCACAGACCAUGGAGUGUCAGAGACUGUUAUUUUAGAAGAUGCCGUGUUGUCAGAGAUGCCUGUGCAAGUGUGAUGGGGGUUAGUUGACAGAAUUUUGCUUAAUGAAAAAAGCAGUAAUGGCUCUGAUCCUAUGGGUGCCAUAAAUGCUUCAUUUGCGAAAUGGGAAAACUGCAUUAAAAUUGACAUUUUCUUUAAUCAAUAGGUGUUGUUAUCACCGAUGCAGGUCCAAUGUUCUCUCAGUUCUGCUGGAACACUAAACGUAAUGUCAUUACAUUCUCCUUCAAGUUUGAUAAGCUUUCUAUUAACGCCGAAAUUGUUUAAUUGGGUAGAAGUAGGGCUGGCUCCUGUUCUGGUACAAUUACUUUGUCCAACCAGUUUAAAAUGCAGCCAGUUGCUGAAACAAGUUUAGAAUAUGUAGACUGUAACGUACAAGUGAAUACUGCUACUUGGUAAUUUCAUCCUAAUAGAUUAAGAGGAUGACUGGCAUCCCAACAGUUCCAGUCAUUGGUGAUGUAUUAAAAUGAAAUGGUCAUCAAUAUGUGUAAAAUAAAUUUCCUGGAUCUAUUUCAGGAUGUGAAAGAA
Stegostoma tigrinum is the source of this 2438-nucleotide messenger RNA. RefSeq names its product UAP56-interacting factor-like. Gene Ontology annotation, molecular function: mRNA binding. The record is from RefSeq and is a predicted model, not a curated record. NCBI's taxonomy places the organism in Eukaryota, Metazoa, Chordata, Chondrichthyes, Orectolobiformes, Stegostomatidae. Bases 1 to 1119 code for a protein of 372 amino acids. Gene Ontology annotation, biological process: mRNA export from nucleus. The transcript has 10 exons.